AUGUCUGCUAGACACUUUGUCAACGACCCGACCCACCUGGUCAACACAGCCCUGCAUGCAAUCACCAUUACGAACCCCUCCGUAGCAUGCGACGCCGAGAACAAGAUAAUCUACGUGCGGCCGGACUCGCGCCGCGCCAAGCAGCCCGUCGCCAUUAUCUCCGGCGGCGGCUCCGGUCAUGAACCGUCCUUUGGCGGAAUGGUUGGCCGCGGCCUGCUGUCGGCCGCCGUAGCCGGCACAAUAUUCGCCAGUCCGUCCACCGAACAGGUCCGCACCGCCAUCACGUCGAGGGUGGAGGUCGGCGACAGAGAAGACGGCGGCGGCGUCCUCGUCACCGUAAUGAACUACACGGGCGACAUACUCAACUUUGGCGUCGCGGCCGAGAAGGCGCGUGCGGCUGGCAUCAACGUCGAGAUGCUCGUUGUCGGGGAUGACGUCGGCGUCGGUCGCGCAAAGGGCGGCAAAGUCGGCCGUCGCGGCAUCGCCGGCACCGUCCUGGUGCACAAGAUCAGUGGUGCCCUGGCCGCGCGGGGCGCCAGCCUGUCCGAGGUGACCCGCGUCGCCCGUCUUGCCGCCUCUAAUCUCGCCAGUGUUGGCGCCAGCCUCGAACAUGUCCACGUCCCGGGCCGCAAGGCGGCGGACCAGGAGGACGCCUUGGCCGAGGGCGAGGUCGAGAUCGGCAUGGGCAUCCACAACGAACCUGGAUCGGGUCGUGAGAAGGGCCUUGAGCUGCCCGCACUCGUGGAGCGGAUGCUGGCGCAGCUGCUCGACCAGAAGGACGCCGACCGCGCGUAUUUGCAGGUCGGCAGCGGCGACAAGUUCGUCUUGCUGGUCAAUAACCUUGGCGGUGUGAGUGUGCUAGAGAUGGGCGGCAUUACGGCCGAGGUGGCCAAGCAGCUAGAGAAGACAUGGGCCAUCAAGGCAGUGCGAGUUCUCGCCGGGACCUUCAUGACUAGCCUCAACGGGCUGGGCUUCAGCAUCUCACUGCUAAAGGUAGUCGAUACUGGCAGUUCUGCAACAAUGGUGCAGCUGUUGGAUGACCCCUGCGAGGCGACUGGGUGGUCUGCCCCUAUUGCUACCGAGACAUGGGACUCGCCGCCUACGGGAGCCAAAGAGGGUAACUUGAAGGAAGAGAGGGACCUUAAGCCUACUGGGCUGAAGUUGGAUGCCGCUGCUGCUCAAAAAGCUAUCACUGCAGCAUUGGAGAGGGUCGUCGCCGUUGAACCUGAAGUCACCAGGUACGACACGGUCGUGGGCGAUGGAGACUGUGGUAUUGGAUUGAAGAGGGGCGCUGAAGCCGUACUCAAACAUCUUGCGAGCAGCCCACUAACCGGCGACGCCGUGGUUGACGUGGCCAGCAUCGUACCAGUCGUGGAGAAUCACAUGGACGGAACGUCGGGCGCCCUGUACUCCAUCUUCCUAAACGCGAUGCUCAGAUCACUACGCGACAACACUCCCUCUUCUGGCGAGUCGGCAGCCUCCCCUGAGCUAUGGGCCAAAGUCCUGAAGGAGAGCUGCAAGGCGCUCGGAAAAUACUCGCAGGCACAAGUUGGCGACCGAACUCUAAUCGAUGCUCUCCACCCGUUCGUAGACACGCUCGCAGAGACCGGCAAUGUAGGCAGUGCCGCCAACGCAGCCCAAAAAGGAGCAGAACGCACCAAGGGAAUGAAGCCCAGCUUUGGUAGGUCGACAUACGUGGGAGGAACCGGGUACGAACAGGUGCCUGACGCUGGAGCUUGGGGACUUGCUGCCUUCUUUAAUGGGCUAGCAGGUCAAUCUUAA
Pyricularia pennisetigena is the source of this 1782-nucleotide messenger RNA. RefSeq lists its product as uncharacterized. Gene Ontology annotation, biological process: glycerol catabolic process. The transcript is spliced from 2 exons. Lineage: Eukaryota; Fungi; Ascomycota; Sordariomycetes; Magnaporthales; Pyriculariaceae. Gene Ontology annotation, cellular component: cytosol. The record is from RefSeq and is a predicted model, not a curated record. Bases 1 to 1782 code for a protein of 593 amino acids. Gene Ontology annotation, molecular function: ATP binding; glycerone kinase activity.